GAUCUGCCACAGCUACAGCGAAAGAGACUUUGAGGAAGAGCCAAAUAUUAACAUGCGCAGCACUUAGUGGGAACCGCGGCUCCGGAGAGUUCGGACGUUUUCCAGACAGCAACAACAAUGUGGACGUCGCUGUCAGUGUUCUUGUUCCUGUCCGUUUUAUUCCUGUAUGGAUGGCAGUGCGCUUCGGGUUUCGUGUGCCCGAGGAUCUGCCGCUGUAUCUCCAACACCAUCAGAUGCAACAAUGUGACAGAGGGCUCUGCACUGAUGCUGGGUCACAGACAUAAAAGGCUGUUUCUCUAUCACUUGUCUUUGCGCACUAUUUCAAGCCAUUCCUUUGAGGGUUUGAGAGGAGUCCAGAGGAUUGAGAUUGCUCAGAGUGUGACCCUGGAAACCAUUGAGACAUUAGCAUUUAAUAACCUCUUCAACCUCUCUGAAAUCUCAAUCCAGAACACAAGGAAUCUGAUGCACAUUGGCAGAAGGACAUUUAACAACCUUCCCAAACUACAUUACCUGAGCAUCUCAAAUACUGGGAUAACAGUUUUCCCUGACAUUACAUCUAUCAAUUCUCUGGAAUCAGAGUUUAUCUUGGAUAUCUGUGAUAACCUGUAUCUACUGGAAAUACCUCCAAAUGCUUUCAAUGGACUGACAAAUGAAUAUGUUACAAUGAACCUGUACAACAAUGGCAUCAGAGAAAUACACGACCAUGCCUUCAAUGGGACAAAGAUAGAUAAGCUGCUGUUAAAGAAUAACCGAAACCUCAGAGUGAUCCAUGGAGACGCUUUCAAAGGAGCCACAGGCCCUGGAGUCUUGGACGUAUCUGCGACAGCUCUCACAAAACUACCACCACAGGGACUGGAGUCAGUUCGGGUGCUGUUAGCUCAGUCAGCGUACGCCUUGAAGAGUCUACCUCCUCUGCAGGGACUGUGGAGCCUGCGAGAGGCUCAUCUCACCUACAACAGUCACUGCUGUGCACUGCUGACCUGGAACACACACAGGGACUUUCCGAUUAAUCCUGCAUGGCCUAAUGGCUCCACAUAUUGUGAUGACAGUGAUCCAUCAGCAAGGGUUCAGCGUGUGAUUGGAGGCUCAGCAGAUACAACUCUGGCUAUGAAUGUGCCCUUUUUCUCAGACGUUGACUUGUUUGUCAAGGAUGAAGGUUUCGGAGAUGUAAAUUUCCACUAUCCAGAACUGGACUUCUGUCCGACCCGACCAACCUUGCUUUGCAUACCUGAAGCAGAUGCUUUCAAUCCCUGUGAGGACAUCGCAGGGUUCAGUUUCCUCAGAGUGGCCAUUUGGUUUAUCAACAUACUAGCUAUCGCAGGAAACCUGACUGUGCUCCUGGUCUUCUUCACCAGCCGGAACAAGCUGAUGGUGCCUCGCUUCCUCAUGUGCCACCUGGCCUUUGCUGACCUCUGCAUUGGGAUCUACCUUAUGAUGAUAGCGACUGUAGACCUGCGCACACGUGGCUUCUACAGCCAACAUGCAAUUGAAUGGCAGACAGGACCAGGCUGUAGCGCCGCAGGCUUCCUGUCUGUGUUUGGCGGGGAGCUGUCAGUCUACACACUUUCCACCAUCACCCUGGAGCGCUGGCACACCAUCACCAACGCCCUGCAGGUAGAACGGCGUCUGGUUCUUACACAGGCAGCGAGUAUAAUGGCAGCUGGUUGGCUCAUCUGUCUGGGGAUGGGGAUGCUGCCCCUGGUUGGUGUGAGCAGUUACACCAAAGUCAGCAUGUGCUUACCCAUGGACAUAGAGACUCCUCUGGCUCAGGCCUUCAUCAUAAUUAUCCUGCUCUUCAAUGUGGGCGCCUUCAUUGUUGUGUGUGUUUGUUAUGCACUGAUCUACCUGGCUGUGAAGAACCCCGAAUUCCCAAGAAGAAGUGCUGACACCAAGAUUGCAAAGCGUAUGGCUGUGCUGAUCUUCACAGAUUUCCUCUGCAUGGCACCCAUCUCCUUCUUUGCCAUCUCUGCUGCCUUCAAGGUUCCCCUCAUCACAGUUACAAACUCCAAGAUUCUGCUGGUCCUCUUCUUCCCCAUCAAUUCCUGUGCAAAUCCUUUCCUUUAUGCUAUCUUCACCAAGGCUUUCAGAAAGGACGCAUAUCAGCUCAUGAGUGCCAUGGGCUGCUGUAAAAGCAAGGCCAGUGUUUAUCGUAUGAAGGCCCACUGUUCAGAGAAUACACUCAAGAGCAAUCUGAAAUCCAAAAAUAAUGGAUCCCAGAUGGGAAUGAGACUGUCUGCCAAGCCACAGCAGAGCCAUCACCUGAAAGAGGAGGGAGAGCUCACUUGAAAUUUAUAAGAGAUGACACUACAAUACAACUGUUUGAGACUGACUGGGAUUUGUUGGAUUUGGUCAUGUUUUUCUUUUUUAUUUUAUUAGAAAAUGUAUUAUUAGCCUAUUUAGUAAACUUUCAGGUAACUCUGCUAUGGGAGUGAGAGCCCUAUCAAGUCUGAUAUCAGUUCAACCUAGUCAACAGGUCUAACAGGAAAAGCACAGGUCUAAAUAACAAUAUUGAUGAUGGCUCUGUUCAGUUAAGUGUCCCAGUGAGCCCUGGAGAACCUAAAUGGAAUGCAGCCAUCAUCAAAGGCCUUAUAGUCCCAGGCUUAGUUUUCCUGCUCAUCACAUGUCAACAUGUGUGCAGUGACAAAAAACACCUGUGGAAAGGUGGACAUCAAUAAACAUAAAUCUUCAGAAGACAUCACCAGAUAUAUAUUCAUAGACCUUAAUGCUCAAAAAAAAUUGAAAAUUUGAACAUCUACAAUUCCAUGAUAACUGGGCACAGACCAUUUGCUGAAAGCAAUCAUGUCAUAUAAUUAAAAGCUCCAGAACAGCUACUAGCUUGUGGUCAGAUUGUUUAAUCAAACAGAAAUCACCUCAAACAUGAGUCAUCACCUCCAUCUCCAAGAGGCUGUUACUAUGUAAACCAAAAUUUAAUCUGAAUCCACUUACCAAUUUAUGUCAAAUAAAAUGUGUUAUUCUGAGGCUGGUUAAACGUAUUUUAAUUGACAAUAUGUCAAUUAAAACACAAUAGGCAUGAUUCAUCUGGAAAGCUCAGUAGCCAGAGUUGACCACGUGGUGGAGGAGUUGCACAGACACUUUAACUACUGCCAUGCUUUUGUUUUUCUACUAAAGGGGUUUGUUGUUGUUAUUGAGAAUUAAAUAAAUCACCUGCUGUGCUACUGUACGUGUUGGUGGGGAAUAUACAUGUGCAUAAUGCUUAUUGGAUCAUAAUUGUAAGGCCAUAUUUUUCUGUUUCAAAAAA
Seriola dumerili (greater amberjack) is the source of this 3259-nucleotide messenger RNA. RefSeq names its product lutropin-choriogonadotropic hormone receptor-like (gene lhcgr). The transcript has 11 exons. The coding region runs from base 118 to 2286 and encodes 722 amino acids. Gene Ontology annotation, cellular component: membrane. Gene Ontology annotation, molecular function: luteinizing hormone receptor activity. NCBI's taxonomy places the organism in Eukaryota, Metazoa, Chordata, Actinopteri, Carangiformes, Carangidae. Gene Ontology annotation, biological process: ovulation cycle process; phospholipase C-activating G protein-coupled receptor signaling pathway; male gonad development. The record is from RefSeq and is a predicted model, not a curated record.